Polychytrium aggregatum is the source of this 2073-nucleotide messenger RNA. RefSeq names its product trehalase-domain-containing protein. Gene Ontology annotation, cellular component: cytoplasm. The record is from RefSeq and is a predicted model, not a curated record. Gene Ontology annotation, biological process: trehalose catabolic process. Gene Ontology annotation, molecular function: calcium ion binding; alpha,alpha-trehalase activity. The coding region runs from base 1 to 2073 and encodes 690 amino acids. Lineage: Eukaryota; Fungi; Chytridiomycota; Chytridiomycetes; Polychytriales. The transcript has 8 exons.
AUGCGCCGACGCCGCGGAUCCCUCGACGACAGAACCCCUGGAAAGCCCCGCAAACUUCUCGUUGAUGUCGAGGAGACCCAAAGACUGAUCCUCCACCAGGAAGACACCGAUGGAGAUUUCCAGAUCACCGUCUUCGACAAGGGUCCCAAGAGCUUCCCGGUCGGAACAGCCAACUCGAAUGGCUUCAAGAAAUACGAGAUCCGCGGCACCUAUAUGCUGUCGAAUCUGCUCCAGGAGCUUGCCAUUGCCGCCGAUUACGGCCGCAGACUCAUCGUCAUCAACGAGGACCGCCUGAGCGAGAACCCUGUCGAUCGACUUAGCCGCCUUAUCAAGUACCAUUUUUGGGACAGUUUGACCCGCCGCAUCGAUGCCGAUGGUCUAGAGGCAAUCUGUGCCGACUCCAAGAACCGCGGACCUGACCAACGCAACCGUGUCUUUGUCCCGUAUCACGACCAACUUGCCUUGGAGUACUACGCUCAGGUUGCCAAGGACCGCCCCCACUUGCGCUUGGAUGUGGUUCGUCUCCCUGAGAUCAUCACACCUCAAUACGUCAAGACCCUCAACCACCACCCCGGUAUUCUCUCGCUUGGUCUGCGCGAAACAACCGACCACGCCACACAUAAGAAGACCAUCCGUGGAACCCCUUUUGUCGUGCCCGGUGGCCGCUUCAACGAGAUGUACGGCUGGGACAGCUACUUUGAGGCCCUGGGCCUACUCGUCGACGGCCGUACUGAGCUGGCCCGCGGCAUGGUCGAGAACUUUUGCUACGAGAUCGAGCACUACGGCAAGAUCCUCAACGCCAACCGCUCCUACUAUCUGACGAGAUCACAGCCACCGUUCUUGACGGACAUGAUCAUCCAGGUCUAUGCCGCCCUCAGCAACAAACCCGAGUGGGGCCCCGCUCGCCGGCAGUCUUGGAUGCACAACGGUAUCCGCGCCAGUAUCAAGGAGCUCUUCAGUGUGUGGCUGGCUCCUCCGCGUCUGGACGAAGCUACCGGUCUGGUCAAGUACCACCCCGAGGGUAUCGGCAUGCCCCCCGAGACAGAGAGCUCGCACUUUGAUCACAUCCUUGCGCCGUACUGCAAGAAGCACGGACUGGAUCCAGACGUUCCCGAAGACAUGGAGCACAUCAAGCGAAUGUACUCUUCGGGCCACAUCAAGGAGCCCGAACUGGACGAGUACUUUAUCCAUGAUCGCGCAGUUCGAGAAAGCGGCCAUGAUACCACGUACCGCUUCGAAGGCCGGUGUGCAAGUCUGGCAACCAUCGACUUGAACAGCUUGUUGUACAAAUACGAGACAGAUCUCUACGACCUGAUCGCCAAGCAUUGUGGUGGAAGUCUUGCCCAGCGAACGCAGCACCAGGUGCACAAGUACCUUUGGAACCCAAAAGAGAAGAUGUUCUUUGACUGGGACUGCAAGCGCGGCGAGCAGUCCACCUACGAGACAUGCACGACCCUCUGGGCUCUGUGGUCGGGUCUGGCCACCGCCCAGCAGGCCAAGCAGAUGGUUCCUGUGGCCCUGAGCCACUUUGAAGUGACCGGUGGCCUAGUGUCGGGCACGGAACUAUCGCGGGGUGCGAUUGGACUGUCCCGACCAAACCGCCAGUGGGACUUUCCCUUUGGCUGGGCUCCCCACCAGAUGAUCGCCUGGGAGGGCCUCAAGAACUAUGGCUUCAUGCCGGAGGCACGACGGAUUGCCUACCGCUGGCUGUAUACGAUCACCAAGAGUUUUGUCGACUUUAACGGCGUUGUCCCGGAGAAGUUUGACAUUGUCAACAUGACCCACAAAGUCAACGUCGAAUACGGCAACGUCGGCGCGGACUUCAAGUUUGUGGUUCGUGAGGGAUUUGGGUGGAUGAAUGCCAGCUACCAGGUUGGGCAAACGUACCUCACCAAGAACAUGAGGCGUGCCCUCGGAGCACUGAUACCACCUCAGGAGCUGUUUGACCGCUCCGGAGAGGCAGUCAAGUCUCAUCCCAGCGUCUGGAAGCAAAGGAACUCCUUCGACAGCCUCGAGAGGGUCCUCAGCCACUACCAAGAGCCCACUUCCAACAACAACUGCGUGCUCCAGUAG